CUGGUCUCGCAUUCACUGACAUUGUUGGAAUUUAGUCUUCCUGGUUUCUCUCGGUACUUGGUUUCCUGACCUACGAAAUUGUUGGGCAUCAGGGACCGUAAUGGAUCCAGGACUUGGCCUAUGCUAUUUGUUGCCAACCGUAUUUCCGAUUUGCUGUGUGCACGCGCAACUCUCAUUGUCUGUCCUGAAACCAGGCAACGGUUCACAGCCAACACCAUACGGUCGUCAAACAGUGCAAGACAUGUAUAGGGCAGGAGUCAACACAGGAGCUCGAGCCAGCGUGGGAGGGCAAGACAUCAACUGGCACUUUCCGGACGAGGAUGAACGCAAAAAUGGUACCGACACCGGCCUCCUUGAAUAAAGACGGCGGACU
Molecule: messenger RNA, 373 nt
Organism: Suillus subalutaceus
Lineage: Eukaryota; Fungi; Basidiomycota; Agaricomycetes; Boletales; Suillaceae
Exons: 1
Coding region: 101-361 (86 amino acids)
Source: RefSeq, a predicted model, not a curated record